CGCUCUCUCCGCAGGUGAAGUUUCGACGCUUUUGAGCGAGCGGAUAGAAACUUGAAAGCGUGCAAGCCAACUGGUGUUUCUGAAGCAGCAAAGGGAAAGGCAGAAGUCUAAGCAAAAGCGCAGAGCCUUUCCUUGGCAGCUUUUACGUGCCACAGUACUAGUAGUAUUUAUCAGCGCUUGGCCUACUCAGGUUUGUCCUCAGGUUUGCCCAAUAGUACGGGGCUUUCUUUGUUGGUUGCGUGAUCCCGGUGGUGAAGCUGACUCAGUACCUUUUGUCGGGUGGGCUACUAGAAAUCUACAACUACAAAACCUGCUGUUUCUGUUUCCUCAGCAGAGUGCCUCUGUUGCUCCUGGUGUGGGGUAGCCAAAAUGCAGGCUGCAGCGCUAAACCGUGUCCUGCCAAGUGGCGCCCUCACAGCCGCUGGCAAGGAUCACGUCCAAGGGCGGGCCGUUCAGCAGCAUCUGGAGGCACACAGGAGCCAUGUGCUAUGUGGGAAGUCGUUUUUGGGAGGGCGCAGGCUGGUCUGUGAGUCAAAGAGGGCAGCGCUUCAACGGAGGACUUUCAAGAGGUUGCAGGUUGUAGCAGCAGACUUCCCGCGUCCCGCCAUUGAUGGCACUCCAAACUUCCUCGACGCCGCGCAGCUUUCCGCCAGGCUACGGGAAGCCCCCCGGCCCAAGAGGCCGCUAAAGAUUGUGAUUGCGGGAGCGGGGUUGGCCGGGCUCUCGACCGCAAAGUAUCUUUCGGACGCGGGACAUCAUCCGAUUCUGCUAGAGUCGAGGGACGUGUUGGGGGGAAAGGUUGCGGCGUGGAAGGACAAGGAUGGGGACUGGUACGAGACGGGGCUGCACAUAUUCUUCGGCGCGUACCCCAAUAUGCAGAACCUGUUUGGCGAGUUGGGGAUCAACGACCGCCUUCAAUGGAAGGAGCACAGCAUGAUCUUUGCCAUGCCCAACAAACCCGGCGAGUUCAGCCGCUUCGACUUCCCCGAUAUCCUCCCCGCGCCUUUCAAUGGCGUGUGGGCCAUCCUGAAGAACAACCAGAUGCUGUCGUGGCCUGAGAAGGUCCAGUUUGCGCUAGGCUUGUUGCCGGCGAUGGUGGGCGGACAGAAGUACGUCGAGGAGCAGGACUCGUUGACCGUGUCGGAUUGGCUCAAGAAACAGAAAAUUCCGAAGCGGAUUGAGGUGGAGAUUCUGGGCGCCAUGUCAAAGGCGCUCAACUUCAUCGACCCCGACAAGCUGUCCAUGCAGUGCGUGCUCAUCGCGCUCAAUAGGUUCCUCCAGGAAACACACGGGUCCAAGAUGGCCUUCUUGGACGGCGCUCCCCCCGAGCGGUUGUGCCAGCCAAUCGUAGAGUACUUUUCUGCCAAGGGGGGCGAGGUGCGGCUCAACUCGCGGUUGAAGGAGAUUGUGUUGAACGACGACGGCACCGUCAAGCACUUUGCGCUGGCCAACGGGCAGGAGGUCACGGGGGACCUCUACGUGUCCGCCAUGCCCGUUGAUAUCCUGAAGCUGUUGCUACCCGAAAAGUGGAAGCCGAUGCCCUACUUUAAGAAGCUCGACAAAUUGGUCGGUGUUCCCGUUAUCAACGUACACAUUUGGUUCGAUAGAAAGCUCAAGAACACCUACGACCACCUCCUUUUCAGUCGGAGUCCUCUACUGAGCGUCUAUGCCGAUAUGUCAACUACAUGCAAGGAGUAUGAGGACCCCAACAAGUCGAUGUUGGAGCUGGUGUUCGCUCCCGCCAAGGAGUGGAUUAGCCGGUCGGACCAGGACAUCAUUGACGCGACGAUGGGCGAGCUCGCGAAACUGUUUCCCGACGAGAUCGCCGCGGAUGGGAGCAAGGCGAAGAUCCUGAAGUACCACGUCGUGAAAACCCCUAGGAGCGUUUACGAGACGGUGCCUGACUGUGAGCCGUGCCGGCCGCUCCAAAAGUCGCCCAUUGAGCGGUUCUACCUGGCGGGAGACUACACCAAGCAAAAGUACCUGGCAUCGAUGGAGGGCGCCGUCUUCUCUGGGAAGCUCUGCUCAGAGGCUAUCGUAAAGGAUUGGAACGAGAAGUCGCUCGAAGAGUUGCCCGAGGCGGAGCCCGAUUUGGUCCCUGCGUCAGUGGCUUAGUUGAAAGCCCUUCUUCAGAAUUGAGUUCGAAUCUUGGAUCAGGGUUGACAUUCGAUUGUCAAGUGUUGCCGAAGUCCCGUCAUUCUUUCAUUUGAAGGUAUAGCUAGUACGAACAUUCUUAGGUCAUGUGGGUUGCCGGACUGCACUAGCGGUGCCUAUGCAGGAGUAGGGCAAGCCGUCUGGAUCUUUGCAACUUAGCUUACAAUCUGAACUCGCGCAUGGUACCUAGUUGGAACUCAGAAAACAUUUGGUAUAAGGACUGUGAUGAACCUACUGAUCGGAAUUUCCACCAUCAGGGUCUUGUGCCCUUCACAUGAGUCGGCCGAAAUAUCAAGGAAAAGCUUUUUGGAGUUGGCAUUGCCGGG
Messenger RNA from Klebsormidium nitens, 2480 nucleotides. The record is from the annotation of a GenBank genome assembly. NCBI's taxonomy places the organism in Eukaryota, Viridiplantae, Streptophyta, Klebsormidiophyceae, Klebsormidiales, Klebsormidiaceae.